GACGAUAAUCUUUCCUCAACGACUUCAUUUUUGUUAUUUGAACUCCCGAGAAGCCGGCAAUUGUAGCGGCUGCGACUAUAUAGCUGUGUGUUUUUGCAGUUGAGUGGCUUCGUUUGUGCAGUUGUGAAGUAGCGAGAAAGUCAGUAGCCCGAGGGCGAGCAGUAACGUAGCUAGUUUGUAGUGUCGUCUCUUCCAAGAAAGUGUAGGCUGCAGUCAGGUAGCGAGAGAGAGUCGGUAGUCGGAGAGAGUGGUCAGAACUGACGGCCGCUAGCUCCUCCAGCCAUGGCCUCCCCUCGCCCCUCGCCUCACGGCAAAAAAUUUCCGCCCACAGAAUUACUUCAUAUGAUGUUCACCAGAAACAAUGUCCAGAGAGCUGUCAGGAACGUGAGGAGGACUGUUCGUCUGGGGGUCUAUUUGGGUGUCCCUGUGAGGAGACAGAUGGAAAUUGAGAGACAGUUCAGAGGAGAUAAGGGACGACGGGUGGAGAAAUAUGUCACCUACUUCAUGGACCACGACCCACUAGCCUCCUGGAGACGAGUUAUUGUUGUUCUUGAUCUGAUUGGAGAGAAAGAGGCUGCAGAUAAGAUACGACAUCUGGCGGAGUCUGUCACAGACCCCACACUCACUAUCAACAACCUCCGUCACGUCACCUCUUCAGUCCAGGACUGGUAUGAUCUGGGGGACUAUACUAUGGUCUUGGUGUUCCUCGUCGUGUGCUGAAUGAGAUCAGGAAGGAUGCUGCCCUGACAGAGGAGGAGAAGAAAACAAAGGUCCUACUCUACUUCCUCCACAAUGUCCCCGAUGGCCUCCUGGGAGAGAGUUGCAGGAGCACUGUACGGCAGGAAGGAGGAGAGGGCAUUACAGGCAGUGAAGGAGUUCCUGCGAGUCUCACCAGAGGCCAGUCUCACUCCAGAGAACCUCUCCACAGUUCUAGACAUCAUGAGUGACGGUCUGUGGAGGAGGUUUGGUGGAUAUGCCAACAUACCAGACUCUGAGUUGGGCAGGAUCGAGGCACAGUGUACCAGUGACAGAGAGUGCAAACAGGCCCUCAUUCACUCCUUCAUCUCCUCACAUCCAGCACCAUCCUGGACUCUUGUGGCAUGGGCUCUCUACAUGACUGAGUGGAGGAGGGUGACGGCAGUAGUCUCAGAGCAUUGGAUCACCUGCAGCAGCUGUUCCCCACUGGAAGAUUCCGCUCCAAACAGAUCUACGAGCAGGAGAUGAAACGAGGCCACAUUGAGCUGGACUUGGACAAAAUGCUGCUGUUUGGCACGGCUGGCAGUGGCAAGACGUGCUCCCUCGCUGCACUGCUCGGAGUGGACCCUCCCACCAUCCGACACAGCACUCCUUUGAUGAAAAGACCCAUCGAGGUCGUGUUCGUGGACGUCGACGGCAAAAAACAGUGGAAGAAACGAACAUUAGACCAACUGCCAGACGCCAUCGCUGAAGUAAUCAAGUCGCGAAUGCCACGGCAACAGUCAGUGGCACAGAGCAGUGGUGCCCCAGCCUCCCCCGACCAGCAGCCUCCCCACACCGCAACCAGCCAGUCAGCUCAACCAACUCCAGAAAAAACGAGUAGUUCCACGUCUGAAGCAGCCGGGAAGAGCACAGCAUCCUCGGAGGAGAAGCCCAUGGCCAAGGAAACAGAAGGGAGGCUGGAUUCCAUGCUGCUUUCGAGUUCGGUGGAUGAGGGGUUUGUACAUCUCAUCAACAGUGCUCCUCCCUCCCUGCUGCCCAUCCUGCGACUGAAGCAGUUCCUCGUACUGGACUCUGGCGGCCAGCCCGAGCUUCUGGAGAUGAUGCCCGUCUUCCUGAGGGGUGCAUCCAAAUUCGUCUACGUCUUGAAGCUCCACGAGUCUCUAGACAAGCGAGCGACGAUCCGUUACUUCAAAGACGGCAAGCUGGUGUGGGAGUUCCCAGCCUACCUGACCAACGAAGGGACCCUGAGACUGUGCGUGCGGACCAUGAGGUCCCUGAACAACAAGAACCCCGACAUCCCUCCCGCCAAAAUGAUGUUUCUAGCCACCCACCGAGACAUGGUGGCAGACGAGCAUCUGCCCGGAGUGCUGGACACUCUGCACAAGAGGCUGAAGGAGAUCCUCUUGCCUCAGUUCAGGGAGCAGCUCAUCUACUGCGAUACGAAACGGGACGACUUUGUCUUCACACUGAAUGCGGCAAAGCCGGAGAAGGAGGACAGGGAGUGUGCUGAGAGCAUUCGGGAGUGUCUUAGCGAGGUGGGGGAAGGGGGAAGGGAGGUGAAAGUGCCGUUGCGAUGGUACGCUCUGUACCAGAAGCUGCUGGAGGUGGCAAAUGAACGGGGGAAGAAGGUGCUGCCUCGAGAGCUGUGCCAGCAGGUGGCAGAGUCGAUGGAGAUCGAUGACGAGUCGUGUGGGGAAGCCCUGAACUUCUUUGACGGUCUGAACAUGCUGUUCUACUUCCCCGACAUCCUGCCCCAGCUGGUGUUCAUGGAGCCCACAGAUGUUGCUGGAUAAGGUCUCAGAGCUGGUAGAGGAGACCUACCACAUGAGGCAGGGAAAGAAAGGUGUGCUGGGGAAGAGGCUGAGGUUCCGUGACCACGGCGAAGUGACGGAAAAGUUUCUGGGCGAGUUCGAGAGCCACUACGAGCCACCUCUGUUCACACCCAAGGAGCUGGUGACCCUGCUAAAGGGGUUGCUUGUGUUUGCGGAGAUGUCGGAGGACGUGUACUUCAUGCCGUGUCUGCUGCAAGUGGUGGCGUGGAAGGUGGUGGAGGAACACCGAGUGAGUGGCGGGAAAGCCCUGGCUCUUCACUUCCCCGACAGCGGUCCCCUGAUGGGAACGUUCUGCUCCACUAUAGCUUUCCUCCUGUCCCCCGAAAACAGUCAUCCCUGCCCCUGGAAAGUGGCUCAGAAGAAGGAAGGAGCUCCGAAAUGCCUCCAUCGCAACGUCAUCAAGUUCACCGUUUCAGACUACGCAGGCACCGUGUCACUCAUCGAUCACUUCACCCACUUUGAACUCCACCUAUGCACCCACCCCAAGAAGGCAGCUCAGCUGUGGAAACUGGCACAUGACGCAGUGUUUGCAGGUCUCAAGAAAGCAGGGAAGACCAUCGGCUACACAAACAACACUCCAGUCCCAGCCAUCGUAUGCCCCGCCCACCCCCGCCCAGCCAAACCCCACCCCGCCACUGUUGACAAGGACAGAGUGUGGACAUGCUCAAUCGACUCUGAAAAGUAUGGAGACAUUGACGAGGACUCUAUUCCAUGGCUGACCCUCUGCAUGUCUACUUCUGCUGAGUCAGCCACACCCUCUCUCUCCUCUUCAUCUUCUGUAGUUCCCCCCACCUCCCAGCCUCCCCUCUCUGUCUCCACAGCUCCUGCCUCCUCUACCACUGCCACCAGUACUACCAACACUCCUGUUCUCUCUACUUCUCCUGCUACAGUGUCCACGGCUCCUCAUCCUGUCUCCUCCAGUCCUGUCAUCGAGUGUUCCUCCACCUCCUCCACUACUGCCACAGCUACUCCUGUCUCCCCCGCUGCUAGCAUCACUCUUGUUCCCCCCACCUCCCAUCCUCCACUCUCUGUCUCCACAGCUCCUGCCUCCUCUACCACUGUCACCACUACUACCAACACUCCUGUGUCAGAGUGUUUCAUAGUCUCCUCCACUACUGCCUCUGUUCCCUCUCCCUCCCUGUCCUCUCCUCCUGUCUCCUCUACCACUACCAACACUACUACCAACACUCCUGCAAUUCAUGAGAAGAAGAAAAAAGACGAUGAGAUCAGUGAUCGGGACCUUGCAGUAAUUGCCAGGGACCACCUCACCGAUUGGGAGAACCUCCAGCCAUUCCUGGGACUCAACAGAGCUCAGAAGAAGGAGAUCGCCAAAUCGUACCCGGGGGACUACGGGAAACAGAAGAGGGAGUGUCUGGAGGUGUGGAAGGAGAAGAUGGGAAGAGAGGCCACGUACCGAGCCCUCAUCUCGGCCGCAGAGGAGGCGAAGGACCAGGAGUUGGCGGACAACAUCAGAGACAUGUUAGAGAAGACGUGA
This is a messenger RNA of Geodia barretti, 4026 nucleotides long. The record is from the annotation of a GenBank genome assembly. Lineage: Eukaryota; Metazoa; Porifera; Demospongiae; Tetractinellida; Geodiidae.